UCCUUAUCACUGUAUAUUGUAAUCAUAAUCCUUAUCAGUGAUAAGUUAUCACAAUCCCGGGAACUUUGUCAUAACCAAACUUAACAGUAAAGAGAUUAGAAAAUACUAGUUAGGAGUUUAGGUCCUAGACUCUAGAAUCUGAAAUAGUGAACUACUGACUAACGAAGAUAUUGUCGUGUCAUUAAUACAUUCAUUUUGUUUUAUUUUUUAAUAAUGCAAUCAAUUUGAUACAUUAUUGUCCAUUAACGUCGUAUUAUAUAAUAUAAUAAUGUAUAACGUCGAAUAAUAAACAAUACUACUAUCUCUAAUAUUCCAUUUUAAGCAACAUUAUUUAGAUCGCAGAUAAAUUUAAAUUUAAAAAUGGAGAUUUCAAUGGCUUCAACCGAUAGCGUCAAAGUGUUAGUUGUUGGAGAUUCUGGUGUUGGCAAAACAUGUUUAGUGAAUCUCAUGAGUAAUAAUAAAGUCAUAAAAAAUCCUAAAUGGACGGUCGGAGUAACAGUUGAAAUAAAACUGUAUAAAUAUAUGGAAGGAACACCUAGACAACGUAAUUGUUUUAUAGAAAUGUGGGAUAUUGGAGGAAGUUCAAACCAUAAAAAUACUAGGGAUAUAUUUUAUAAUGCUAUUCAUGGUAUAAUUUUAGUGUAUGAUUUAACUAACCUUAAAUCUAGUGAAAACUUACAUAAGUGGUUGGCAGAGAUUUUGAAUAAGGAUAAUAACUCAAAAUAUAAAUGUACAGAUGGAUUUGAUAUGGAACAACUGGUUGGGUCAAAUAGAGUACCUAUUUUAGUCUGUGGUACCAAGUUGKAUAUGGCUCCAGAACGUGGUAAGAAAUCUCCUUCUACUGUUGCUGCAGAAUGUGGUGCUGAUGAAAUAUUAAUUAACUGCCAUGAUUCAAAAUCAUUGGAACCAAGUACAGUUGCAUCAUCAAAGUUUAAUAACUUUUUAGAUAGAGUAAUACAAACAAAAUAUCCAAUUAGUAACUCUAGUCCAUUUGGUCAAGGCCUCUACUCAAGACAACAUCAAUACCAAUCGUCCAAAACUCCACAGUACCCAGUUACUAGACAAAUAAUAUAUGAUGGUUCACCUACAAUUAGUAAAAACACAUUUUUCAAUUCUAAAACAUUACAUAAAGACUGAAACAUUUGUAAUAUACAUUUAAUUUAAUAAAUUAUAUGUAAUUAUAUGUAACACUUUCUAAUUUUAAUUACAUGAAAAAAUUAUAAUAUACUAUUACAUAAUAGGUAAAUAGAUAAGAUCAGGUGGUAAAUUUGGUAGAAUAGAUUUCUAGUACUCAAUUUAAUUAAAACUGAAAACAAUUAAUUGAUUAUAACACUAAAA
This is a messenger RNA of Diuraphis noxia (Russian wheat aphid), 1338 nucleotides long. Its product is annotated as rab-like protein 3. Lineage: Eukaryota; Metazoa; Arthropoda; Insecta; Hemiptera; Aphididae. The record is from RefSeq and is a predicted model, not a curated record. Gene Ontology annotation, molecular function: GTP binding; GTPase activity.